AUACAUAACGGUCAAACAUAUAUUACACUUCAAUGAGUCUUUAGCAGCUCUUCCACCAUUACCACAGGACUCUUUCCACCAUACCAUGAUUUCUCCUCCUCUGAAAUCCCUGCAACUUGAUUUUCAUUUCCCUUCGUUUGCAGCUACUAGCCAAAGAACCUUCUUCUCUCAUGGCUUUGUGGGUAACAUCAAUGGUAAUCAUAGGAAAACAUGGAGUCGACAUUCCAUGUUUCUUAGUACAAAACCUGUCCUCAAAGAUGGUGCUCUCAGUUUCAAUGGCACAGAUGCUUUGACAAGUGUGCCAGACAAUGUGGUAGUGACCCCAUUUACAAAUUCAUCUGCAUUUGUUGGUGCUACUUCUAAGGAAGCUAGUUCAAGACAAGUUUUCAAACUUGGAGUCAUCCGGGAUGUCAGAUUUUUAUCUAUAUAUAGAUUCAAAAUUUGGUGGAUGAUGCCGCGAUUCGGUAAUUCAGGAAGUGAAAUCCCUGUUGAAACUCAGAUGUUGCUCCUGGAAGCAAAGGAUGAUGAAUCAGAGAGUACUGGUUACAUCUUAUUCUUGCCUUUGCUUGAUGGUGAAUUCAGAGCCAGCCUGCAGGGAAAUUCGUCGGACGAGCUUGAGUUCUGUGUUGAAAGUGGGGACCCUGCAAUAGUUACCAAAGAAUCACUAAAAGCAGUUUUUGUGAAUUCUGGAGACCAUCCAUUUGAUCUAAUGAAGGAAUCGAUGAAGAUUUUGGAGAAGUAUACUGGAACAUUUUCAGCUAGGGAAUCCAAACAGUUGCCUGGAAUGUUAGAUUAUUUUGGUUGGUGUACCUGGGAUGCCUUUUAUCAAGAAGUUAAUCCUCAAGGAAUCAGAGAGGGGCUAAAAAGCUUAUCCGAGGGAGGUGCUCCACCCAAGUUUUUGAUAAUUGAUGAUGGUUGGCAAGAUACAACAAAUGAGUUUCGAAAAGAAGGGGAGCCUUUUAUUGAAGGGUCACAAUUUGGUGCUAGAUUGGACAGCAUUGAGGAGAAUAGUAAGUUCAGAAGAUCAGUAAAUGACACUGAAAGUGAGGCACCAAGUAGUCUUAAGGAUUUUGUUUCAGAAAUUAGGAGUACUUUUGGGCUCAAGUAUGUCUAUGUAUGGCAUGCCCUAAUGGGAUACUGGGGAGGACUUAAUCCAAAUGCUGAGGGAACUAAAAAGUACAAUCCAAAGCUAAGAUACCCAGUACAGUCACCUGGGACUUUGGCAAACAGUUGGGAUAUAUCAAUGGCCUCGAUGGAGAAGUAUGGUGUAGCUGCAAUUGAACCUGAUAAAGCAUUCCAGUUUUAUGAUGAUCUGCAUGGUUAUCUUGCUUCACAGGAUGUUGAUGGAGUUAAAGUCGAUGUUCAGAACAUAUUGGAAACCAUUUCUGCUGGCUUAGGAGGCCGAGUCUCUCUUACUAAGAAAUUCCAACAGGCACUUGAGAAGUCCAUUGCAACCCACUUUCAAGACAAUAGCAUAAUCUGCUGCAUGGGUCAAAGCACAGACUCCAUUUACCAUUCAAAACAAAGUGCCAUUACACGGGCAUCUGAUGAUUACUACCCGAAGAUCCCCACAUUCCAGACAUUGCAUAUAGCUACUGUGGCUUUCAACAGCAUAUUUAUUGGUGAAAUAGUUGUCCCAGAUUGGGACAUGUUCUAUAGCAAACAUGAAUCAUCUGAGUUUCAUGCUGUUUCUAGAGCUGUGGGAGGUUGUGGAGUCUAUGUUAGUGAUAAACCUGGUCACCAUGACUUUGAAGUACUUAAAAAGCUUGUACUUGCUGAUGGGUCAGUUCUUAGAGCUAGAUACCCAGGAAGACCAUCGCGUGAUGGUUUGUUCAAUGACCCUGUUAUGGACGGGAAGAGUCUUCUCAAGAUAUGGAACUUGAAUAAAUGCACUGGAGUCAUAGGUGUAUUCAACUGCCAAGGAAAAGGAACAUGGCCUCGUCUGGAAAAUUCUGUUCAGCCGGAGGUUGAAACUGAACUUUCAGGGAAGGUAUCUCCUUCUGAUAUUGAGUAUUUUGAAGAGGUUUCUGGAAAGCAAUGGAGAGGAGAUUGUGCAGUCUUUUCCUUCAAAACAGGGUCUUUGUCUCGAAUAUCAAAGGAAGAAUCAUUUGACAUCACAUUAAAAACUCUGGAAUGUGAUGUCCUUACUGUCUCUCCAAUUAAGGCUUACACUAAAGACAUUGAGUUCGCACCUAUUGGAUUAUUAAACAUGUACAACUCCGGUGGAGCUGUUGAAUCAAUUGACUUCUUCAGAGGUUCCUCUAACUCAGAAAUACAUAUCAAGGGAAGAGGAGGUGGUAGCUUUGGCGCAUACUCAAGAACAAAGCCUAAGUCUUGCUCUCUAAACUCAAAAGAUGAGGGAUUCAACUUUAAAAGUGAAGAAAAUCUUUUGACAGUCACAAUUCCUGAGAAUAGCAUUUAUUGGGAUAUUACACUAUCUUAUUAAGAAGGCUUUAUAUUCCUACGUUUUUUAAGUUAAAGCCCAACAGAAAUCAUUUUUCGAUUCUUGACAAGAAAUAUGGAAGAAAAGAAAAUUCUGAAACUAGUAGUUCUUGACCAAGAAGAAUAUGCAGAAGGGAGAUGAAAUGAGGCACAAUCAAUGCAGCAUUGAAGAAUUAAAGUUUGUGACUGAUGGCUUGGCUUGCUUACUUGAACUCCAAGUAUGUUGAGAAGCACAAACAUCAUGAAAGAAUCUUUACAAAUUUAGAACGAAAGAAGAAUGUUUUGCUCAUAUCCAUUCCAUAGAUUGGUUGGUAGGAGAUGAAAGGUAUUAUUCUCUCUCUAUAUGAGUUUUUUCUGUGGCUUAUACUUCAAGUUUACUACAAAAUGCAGGCCAACUAUUAUUGACUUUGAUUGAGGAUUUGAAUCACUUUAAAGACUCUUUCUCAUGAUUGUAAUUAAGGUGAUAUGUUGAUAUCAUCAUUUGGGUUUUCUUA
Ziziphus jujuba (common jujube) is the source of this 2936-nucleotide messenger RNA. Its product is annotated as probable galactinol--sucrose galactosyltransferase 2. The record is from RefSeq and is a predicted model, not a curated record. NCBI's taxonomy places the organism in Eukaryota, Viridiplantae, Streptophyta, Magnoliopsida, Rosales, Rhamnaceae. Bases 86 to 2446 code for a protein of 786 amino acids. The transcript is spliced from 13 exons.